This is a messenger RNA of Paramacrobiotus metropolitanus, 2098 nucleotides long. RefSeq lists its product as uncharacterized. The record is from RefSeq and is a predicted model, not a curated record. Gene Ontology annotation, cellular component: cytoplasm. The coding region runs from base 286 to 1884 and encodes 532 amino acids. NCBI's taxonomy places the organism in Eukaryota, Metazoa, Tardigrada, Eutardigrada, Parachela, Macrobiotidae. The transcript has a single exon. Gene Ontology annotation, biological process: protein refolding; cellular response to unfolded protein. Gene Ontology annotation, molecular function: misfolded protein binding; ATP-dependent protein folding chaperone; heat shock protein binding.
GACGCAUUAAAUGUUCGAAGAAGCUUGUACAUAAAAUUCAAGGCUCAGUUUUUAUCCAACGAACCUAAGUUACGUGAUAUUUUUAUGUAUUUCUGCAUCGGGUUGUGCUGAAAGUAGUUGUGUAAAUUUAGUAAGGAUGGCCGAGGAGUUCGCUGUUGGUAUUGAUCUUGGCACUUCCAACAGCUGCGUCGUUGUGUAUCGCUUUGAUCGUCUGGAAACGAUUGCCGAGCCCAGUAGUGGACUACAAAUUAUCCCUAGCUGCAUUGGAUUUGACCAGACAAGUGGAUGUUUUACCGAACUAUUAUACGGAUUUGGGCAAAAACGCAUCAAACUAUUGAGCCGAAAAAUUGUAUAUACAAUGUAAAACGCAUAAUCGGCAAACAGUUCACCGAUAGCGAUGUGAGGAUAGAACAAGGUCUGAUGUCGUAUGAUAUCGUCAACGAAGAUGGUUAUCCUCGCAUUCGUGUUCAAGAACACGGACAACCCGUAGAUUAUUCCCCAGAGGAAAUCAGCUCAAUUUUGCUGACGUACUUGAAACGCACUACCGAAGAGUUUUUGGGAAGCAAAGUCAAAAGCGCUGUCAUCACUGUACCAGCUAACUUCAAUGAUGCUCAACGGAAAGCAACUAAAUUAGCGGCCGAAAUGGCUGGUCUACAGGUGUUGCAGAUCUUGAAUGAGCCGACGGCAGCCGCUAUGGCAUACGGAGCGGAUUUACAAGGUAAACAAAAUUUAUUAGUCUUCGAUUUCGGUGGCGGAACUCUGGAUGUGUCCAUAUUGGAAGUUGAGAAUGCAAACCGUUUCCGAGUUCGAGCCACAGCCGGCAAUAUGCGGCUAGGCGGAGAGGACAUCGAUCAGCGGAUAGUGCAGCACAUGCUGAAAGUUAUCAAGAGCCAGUACGGAAUCGAUGCAAGUCGAGAUGAAAAACUGAAAAUCAGGCUGAAACACGAGUGCGAGGCCGUUAAGAGGCAGCUCAGCUCCGUAGCUUCCAAAAGAAUUGCAAUUGCAAAUUUAUUUGGCACCAAAAGUUUUAUUGCUAAUUUUACUCGCCAAGAGCUGGAAGAUAUCUGCAGUGACUUAUUUGAAAAAACGCUUGAACCCGUUCGGGAAGCUCUCAAAAUGGCAAAAAUGACACAAAAAGACAUAGCUCAUGUGAUUUUAAUCGGCGGUAGCAGCUAUAUUCCAAAGGUCCGAGAACUGUUGACAGCUUACUUUCCCGACGUGCCGCUACGAAAGAGCAUCGACCCCAGUCAAGCAGUGGCAAAAGGUGCCGCGUUGUUGGCCAGCUCGAUAAGUCUAGGUGGAACCAACCUGGAUUUGAAACUAGAAGAUGUGACCCCGUUAACGCUCGGGGUCAAUGUUUUCGGCGGUUUUAUGAGCGCACUGAUACCUAAAGGGACCCGAUUGCCGGCCGAAAACGAACAGAAUUACACAACUUUUAAAAAUGAUCAAGAAUACAUUGAUAUUGACGUCUAUGAAGGAGAAGAUUCUCGGGCCAAGUCAAACCAUUAUCUAGGGAAUUUCAAGUUUUCCGGUAUACGACCCGCACCGAAAGGGGAACCGUGUAUCACAAUUCAUUUCAAGGUAGAUACCAGUGGGAUAUUGAUGGUCACCGCUUCGGAGGGCGCGAACAAGAUGUCGAUGACCUUUAGGGAACACACUCAAGGAGGAGCAGGUUCUAAUCCACCCGACGAUCGCAACACUCAGCAAGCUAAAAAAAGACUGCAAGACGCGCUGGAUAGAGCCAAGCGGGAUGUUGCACGUGAUGAGCAGCGGUUGAUCCGCGUAGAAUGUUUAGUCAUGUGGUUCGAAGCGACGAAAAAUAUCGGCUUCCCUCUGAUGCACUACGAGAGAUGGGGACGCAUUUUACAGGCUAUUCUUUCAUGACCUAGCUAGUAAUUAUUUUGCAAUCAAAAUGUUAAUAUUGAACCCCUAUUCGUAGUUUUUUCCGCCGCAAAGUUAAAAUUUCGCUCAUUUUGCACCUUUUUUUGUAAUACUUACUGAAAUAAGUGCCGUAGUUCAUAGAAAUACCAAAGUACAGUUGAUUUCAAAGAUUAAUAAAUAGUUCGAUAUUGUAACGUGUAAUAAAAAUCAAAGUGUU